This is a messenger RNA of Abrus precatorius (Indian licorice), 597 nucleotides long. RefSeq lists its product as uncharacterized. The coding region runs from base 1 to 597 and encodes 198 amino acids. The record is from RefSeq and is a predicted model, not a curated record. Gene Ontology annotation, molecular function: protein binding. Lineage: Eukaryota; Viridiplantae; Streptophyta; Magnoliopsida; Fabales; Fabaceae. The transcript is spliced from 2 exons.
AUGGCAUCCAAACCCAUUGAUAACAACAACAAUACUCUUAAGUUUCUGUAUAGCUACGGCGGCAUGAUCCGUCCUCGCUCCCCCGACGGCAAGCUUCGCUACACCGGUGGCCACACCAGAGUCCUCGCCCUUCAUCCUCCCACUCCUUUCUCAGAGUUGAAGGCAAAGCUUUGCGAGUUGGGUGGUUCGUCGUCGAUAACCAUCAAGUGUCCAUUGCCGGACGGAGAGUUAGACACUUUGGUUUCCAUCACCAACGACGAAGAUUUGGCAAACAUAAUCGAAGAAUACGAUCGUGCUUCUUCGUCGUUGCAGAAACAGUUGAAAAUCAAAGUCAUUCUUUUUCCACCGAGGAAAUCAUCGCCUCUUCCGUCUUCGUCCUCCACCGCCACUCUCUCUGCGUCCGGUUCGCCUAACUCCUCUGCCGAAUCGCUGCCAUAUUCGGCGGAGAAUCGGUUCGUCCGGCGGUAUUGCUCGCCGGUGCCGGUUGGUUAUAAGCAUGGCGUCCGUAACGGUUGUUGGCACACAAGGACCAGGCAUGCCGAUGAAGGCCCAAGAUUCCUUUGUCGUGGGCCUCACUGCUAUAAUUACUGCCACUGA